AUGGACCGCAUUCAUGUCCUGCCCCAGAACAUCCCCUUUGUACACCGUUCGGGCUGCCAAGUGCAGCGCUGCAGGGGGUCAGGUGGGUCAGAAUUUACGGCGUUUUGCAGCGGGAAGCGCGAGCUGCGCCCACCUGCCGUCGUCGACUUAAUAACACCGACACCGGCUCCCCAGGACGGUCGCCUGUUGCAUAGUCUACGCAGCAUAGAAAAUGCGGAGAGGGUCAUCGUCCGGCACUGCCAGUGGUCUGUCGACGCUACGACUUGCAUCCCUCGACAAGGACGAUCCCAAGACACGCCGUGA
This is a messenger RNA of Colletotrichum orchidophilum, 303 nucleotides long. RefSeq lists its product as uncharacterized. The coding region runs from base 1 to 303 and encodes 100 amino acids. The record is from RefSeq and is a predicted model, not a curated record. Lineage: Eukaryota; Fungi; Ascomycota; Sordariomycetes; Glomerellales; Glomerellaceae. The transcript has a single exon.